GAAAAAUCGCUGAUUCCAAGUCUCUUUUAUACUGUUUUUUUCUGAUGAGCCCAAACCGCGACUUACCCGCAUUACAACUAGACCUAUACCUAUACUAUUUCCCUAAUCACUACGCUAUUCACCAUAUCUUUACUAUACUAUUCACUAUAUCAGCUACGUUACACUUGUAUUCACUUGUACUUACUUGUACGCUUGUACACUUGUAUUAUGCGCUGGUAUCUAUUUGGAUCCGCAUGAUUAGCUGUAAUUUUGUAUAUUUGUUGCCAAAUUUAUAAAUUUCACACCCAUUUUCUUCACCUUCCAUUAAACCCCAACUACACUUUUCAAUUACGUUAGCAUU
Hyphopichia burtonii NRRL Y-1933 is the source of this 340-nucleotide messenger RNA. RefSeq lists its product as uncharacterized. The transcript has a single exon. The record is from RefSeq and is a predicted model, not a curated record. NCBI's taxonomy places the organism in Eukaryota, Fungi, Ascomycota, Pichiomycetes, Serinales, Debaryomycetaceae. The coding region runs from base 45 to 275 and encodes 76 amino acids.